GACUAAUAUUGAUGUUUACAAUGCUGACGUCAACAUGAUGUACGUACCAUCAUCAAUGGAAAAGCUGAAAUAUCAUCAGCCAAUUGCAAUGACACUGUACAUGAGACUAAAUGUAACUUUAAAGAAUGCUAUGCAUGCGCAUGCAGGCAACACUGAUGAUGACUGCAGACAUCAGCUUAGACAAAGUUUUGCAACACUCGAUAAUAAUAAUGCACUUGUCAUAUGACACGGGCAUGUAAAUAUUUCCAAUCCAACAGGCGUCGCCUUCUCAAAUCCACACUCUGGCAGAUAGUCAAAUUUGGAUGCAUCCCUCAGAGGCUGACAUAGAAAAGUGCACUUGCACCAUGACAAGAAGCUGCAGAGAUCACCGCGACUUUGUAAGUCACCAAUACGAGUGCCAUUGCCCCUGCUAUAAUGGCACAGAAUGUUCAUGCAACUUGUCCAGUACAAAGUUCUUGAGAAUCUUCACCAAAUAUGCCUCUCUUGCAAGUAUCGUACUCUCUCUGAUUGCACACUCACUCCUUGCGCUCUCUCUCUCAUACAAAACCUCCCUUGAGCUGGCGAGCAACAAGCUACAAUUCAUCCUGUUUCACACCUUUGCAGGCACACAAUGUGCGCAAGAUUGGAGCAACGCUUGGUGUCCUGUAAAGCGCUGCUCUAAGAGACAGCCAUCACUGGAAGUAUCACGCCCAUCUGUACAACCAGUAGACCUUCAGUCGGU
This is a messenger RNA of Coccomyxa subellipsoidea C-169, 721 nucleotides long. RefSeq lists its product as hypothetical. The record is from RefSeq and is a predicted model, not a curated record. The coding region runs from base 35 to 226 and encodes 63 amino acids. The transcript has a single exon. Lineage: Eukaryota; Viridiplantae; Chlorophyta; Trebouxiophyceae; Coccomyxaceae.